UUCAGGCCACGCCCCUGCUGCGCUCUUAGUGAAAUGCUGAGUCAGUGUCGAAUCUCGUUCUUUCCAUCCGGCGCUCCUGCGGGUGAGGCCACGAGCAUUUGGGUCAUUGCUCUCAGACUUGCGUGGAAGCACGAGGACAGUAGGACACCUGGGAAACCAGUGUUGUAGGAUCCGAGGCGCGUGUGAGUUGAACCAAACUACAAUGGAAGACUUCAUCAGGAUUCCUUUUGGAGCAGCUGCUUCAGCAUUCAUCAGGCUGACCAUGUGGGCCCCACCGAGACUCCUGGAGCUGGCAGGACAGAGCCUGCUGAGGAAUGAGGCCUUGGCCAUCGCCGCUCUGGAGGAGCUGCCCAUGGAGCUCUUCCCACCCUUGUUCUCUGCGGCCUUCGCUGGGAAACACAGCAAGACCCUGAAGGCCAUGGUGCAGGCCUGGCCCUUCGCCUGCCUGCCUCUGGGGGCUCUGCUGAAGGAUCGGCAGGUUCCUCCACAGGUCUUCCAAGCUGUGCUUGACGGGCUUGAUGUUCUUCUUGCCCAGGAGGUUCGCCCCAGGAGGUGGAAACUACAAAUGCUAGAUUUACGGAAGACCGCUCCUCAGGACUUCUGGACCGUAUGGUCUGGAACCAGGACCAGUGUGCGCUCACUGAUGGAGCCAGAGGCAGCCCAGCCCAUGAGGAAGAAGCGCAAAGUGGACGAUGCGAAAAUGGAGGCGAAGCAGUCUUUGGCUCCUGUGGAGGUGUUGAUAGAUCUGUGCCUCAAGGAAGGUGGUGCCCAUGAUAAGUUGCUCACCUACCUCAUGGAGAAAAUCAAGCAGAAGAAUGGUUUACUCCGCCUGUGCUGUAAGAAGCUGAAGAUAUUUGCAAUGCCUAUGCAGAAUAUUAAGCUAAUCCUGAGUAUGGUGCAGCUGGACUCAAUCCACGAUUUGGAAGUGAAUUGUACCUGGAAGCUGUCCACCCUGGCGAAGUUUUCUCCGCUCCUGGGCCAGAUGGGCAAUCUGCGUAGACUCCUCCUCUCCCACAUCCACGUGUCUACCUACACUUCCCUGGAGAAGGUGGAGCAGUAUGUCAGCUUAUUCACCUCUCAGUUCCGCAGCCUGUGCCAGCUCCAGGAGCUCUAUCUGGACUCGAUUGCCUUCCUUAGUGGCCGCCUGGACCAGGUACUCAGGUACCUGAAGGGCCCUCUAGAGACACUUUCAAUAACUAACUGCCCACUUUCAGAAUCAGACCUGACGUAUCUGUCCCAGAGCCCCAGCAUCACUCAGCUGAAGGACCUGAGUCUGUGUGGGGUCAGCCUCACCAACAUAAGUGCUGAACCCCUGCAAGUUCUGCUAGAGAGAGUCUCCGCCACCAUCCAGGACCUGGACCUGGAUGAGUGUGGGAUCAUGGACUCCCAAUUCAGUACCUUCCUGCCUAUCCUGAGCCGCUGCUCCCAGCUCAUGACCUUCACCUUCUGCGGGAACCCCAUGUCCAUGGCUGUCCUGGAGAGCCUCCUGCGCCACACCGUCGGGCUGAGCAAGCUAAGCCAUGUGCUGUAUCCUGCCCCACUGGAGAGUUACGAGGAUGUCCGAGGUACCCUCCACCUGGGGAGGCUCGCCUACGUGCAUGCCAGGCUGAAGCAGAUGCUGCAUGAGUUGGGGCGGCCCGGCAUGGUCUGGUUCAGUGCCAACCCCUGUCCUCACUGUGGCGACAGAACCUUCUAUGACCCAGAGCCAAUCCUCUGCCCCUGUUACAUGCAUGCCUAGCUGAGUUCGCACUUAUAAAAAGCUUUAUUCUGGGCACUUUUACACUGAAGCCCAGAAUCUAAGUGCAACUUAAAGGAGCACAGAAGCCACGGUUGUAGACAGGUGCUCCGUGUGAGCAGUAAAUGGGGAAGUGAUCAGGGUGGGAGAAAGAUGUUAACUGGGGAGUUUGUUGGGAUCUUUGGGGAGCUGCAGUCUAUAGAGUUACAAAUACAAAUCUGAAUUUCUAUAGGGAAGUUUGGGCUUGGGAAGUAAAUGCGGGAGUUACCUUUGUUCAGUUGUUUGUAAAGAAAUGGUUGGAAAUAA
Tupaia belangeri chinensis (Chinese tree shrew) is the source of this 2041-nucleotide messenger RNA. It is a transcript of the gene PRAME, whose product is annotated as PRAME nuclear receptor transcriptional regulator. Gene Ontology annotation, biological process: negative regulation of DNA-templated transcription; positive regulation of cell population proliferation; negative regulation of cell differentiation. Bases 203 to 1738 code for a protein of 511 amino acids. The transcript is spliced from 5 exons. NCBI's taxonomy places the organism in Eukaryota, Metazoa, Chordata, Mammalia, Scandentia, Tupaiidae. The record is from RefSeq and is a predicted model, not a curated record. Gene Ontology annotation, cellular component: cytoplasm.